Esox lucius (northern pike) is the source of this 3746-nucleotide messenger RNA. It is a transcript of the gene ensab, whose product is annotated as endosulfine alpha b. The transcript is spliced from 3 exons. The coding region runs from base 159 to 503 and encodes 114 amino acids. Gene Ontology annotation, molecular function: protein phosphatase inhibitor activity. NCBI's taxonomy places the organism in Eukaryota, Metazoa, Chordata, Actinopteri, Esociformes, Esocidae. The record is from RefSeq and is a predicted model, not a curated record. Gene Ontology annotation, cellular component: cytoplasm.
ACAAUUUACCUCGCCAUUUUUGUCGAGUAGCAAUCGUGUUGUUCAUAGGCGGAUUAGAUUUUUUUUUUUUAAAUCACAGGUAGGUAGAAGAACAGACCUGCAUACAUUUUAACCUGCGUUUUCAAUCACAUCGAAGUUUCUGUGAUUGUAACUGCGUGAUGUCGGAAAAUCUGUCAGAUACUCAGAUGGAAUUUGAGGACGAAAAACAGGAUUCUCAGGAAAAGAACUCCAAUCCUGUGAAGAGUGAAGAGGCCAAGUUGAAGGCAAAGUACCCCACCCUGGGGCAGAAGCCUGGAGGCUCUGACUUCCUUAUGAAAAGGCUACAGAAAGGGCAAAAGUACUUUGACUCCGGCGACUACAACAUGGCCAAGGCCAAGAUGAAGAAUAAACAGCUUCCUGUUGCUGGGCCCGACAAGAACCUCGUCACAGGGGACCACAUUCCCACACCACAGGACCUGCCCCAGAGGAAGUCCUCCUUGGUUACUAGCAAACUAGCAGGCUAGCCUAGCCUCCACCAACAAAGCAGGCCCCCAGCUAACGUUCUCACCUGUCCUCCCUUAUCAUCUUCAGGCUCCACUUAGCAUUAACAUAUUGGGGAGAGCUGUGAAAGUCAGUCUGUAUUGCUUAUGUGGGUAGGUUGGGGACGGGGAGGUUGGCUGGGACAUGUAUAUUUUUUGACCUUCUCUCCACACGGCUCUGCCUUCUGCGCACUCUGCUCUACCGCUACCCUUAUUUCUUGGUUUGGUGUUCAGAGAUACAUAGAUGUGCAUUGGGAAGCUGAGUUUAAUGCACUUUGUAUUAUGUGCAGUAUGUUUUGCAACCUGAGUGACACCCAAAUAUGCUGUGUAUGAUGAGGGAGUUAGGAUCCAUGACCGCUCCACAUUUUUCAAUGUUGUGUUCUCAUCAAACCGGGGGGGGGGGGGGGGGGGGGUAGAUGUUUGUGUAUUUUGCUUGCACAACAAAUCUGUGAGGAAAGGGAACAAUGGUGAAUUAUCUAAAGGAAAGUAGUGGUAAUACGUUGGGAAGUGUGUUAACUGAGUUGGGAUCUCCUUUCUCUCAUUGGUGUGUUGUGUUUUGUCAAACACAAAUCCACCUGACAGAAAGGAAUAGGAAAUUGUUAAUUUCAUGCUCACGUCACUCACUCUUAACUCCCUGUUGCUCUUUCAUUUCUAAAUAUGCUGCAUGAUUGUAACAUGUACAGGGCCCUAAAAUGACCUUUUGUUUUUUGAUGGAGCAUGUGGGCAACUAAGUUGAAUAUAUAGGUUCACACAAGAUGUAGGUGCACAGUCUAACGUAUUCAAGCUUUUACAGCUAUAGUCCUUAAAACAGGUGUGCCUAAAUAAAAAUGCCUGGUCGAAUGGCUAAUAUUUAGGUGCAUAUGUGAGUAAAAAAUGGGUGCACUGUCAAGCCUUGACAGACAAAAUGUGCUAAUCUGAAGGAGUUCGGUGACUGAAAUAAUAAGCAAUUCAACUGAGCCCUAGAAUAUCCCUUGUCACUUUCCACACCUACGUUGCAUCCUUCUCAAUGUCCUGAAAACCAACAUACUGUACCCUGCCUGUGGCGAACGCAACGGUCAAGCAAACCGAAUACACCUGUAGGAUUUUAAAGAUAGGAAAAAAGGCCAUUCUUUAAUAAUGUGCAAUCAUUUAGAAUUGGUGGGUAUUAGAUUGCAACAAGAAGCCUAAAUGUUUUAGUAGGAGCUUACAUUCAAUCUAAAGUAAUAUGGAAAAACUGCAUAUUUGGUAUGAUUUUACUUAUUAUUCAUAGUAUCACUCUUUUUAUAGGAGUUAUAGCUGAGAAUCGUUUCCAGAAAGAACAAAAUAUUUCCUAGUUUCCUCUUACAUUAGUUGUUACCUGUCAUUCAGCUGUUCUAUUACUUGCCCUCAGACUUCCCUUCAGAUUGCAUGUACAUUCUCUAUUGACAUUGUAAAUGUACAAAUCUGUGAUCUUACUCAUGAGGUGAACAGUGGUCCAUCUGAUAAACUGGCCCUGACUGGUCUCUGGUUCACACAGACCUGAACAGGGACACACUACGUGCUUUAGGGACAUUUCAUGACCUUAGUAGAGGGAGGCCAGGUGAGUGUAUUCACUGGGACCGGUUCUCAACUGUUAGUAUUAUUCUACUUCUAUGUUAUCUGUUCGAUAACAUUUAAAAGUUAGAAUUCAACUGGGAUUAAAAGUAAUGUGUUGUAGGCUGUUAUUAAUGACAAUUAGUCAUCCUCUCUCACUGUAUUUUAAUGAUUAAGGAGCUAUCACAAUUUGCCAUGCAAGUAAGUACACAUUUUGUCAUGGCCUAGGGUGGUCUAGCAGUCUUAAGCUGCUGGCCUCCAUUGCACAUGUACUGCUUUCAACAUGGGUCGGAUUCUGGCCUGGUGCUAUUUUAGCACACUCACUCUAUCCCACUGUUAAAGUUAAAUAUAUAUAUUUUUUAUUUUUUAAAUAACAAUCGCUCUCCCACCUUGUCAUUUUUUGAAUUUUAGACACUGACUUGACUGUCAAAUUGCAGAGAAGAUAAUUGACAUUUGAGUGUGCAAGUCUAAGAUGGCGUGUGUGAAUGUAUACUGAUUUGUUCCAGACAGUGUAUAUAGACUUUUAGGGGUGAUUAUAUUAUUUUUCUUUUGAUUUCAUUACCUGUACUUUUCUGGGCUUCGUUAUUUAAUCUUUUUAAUUUAAAGUUAUCCAUCCAGAUUUUGGUUAUUGAUAUUGAGUAAAUGCAAUAGAAAAUGAACAAGCGUCCCAAUUCAAGUCAAAGAUGUCCGUUUUAUUCAUUCUUUCUAUUGUUAUGCAUUUAAUCUUAACCAAUACCCAAAAUCCAGUUUGAUAACUUAAAGCGGGCUAUUCUGGUUUCUUUCUCUUGUCUGUGAAUAACUACUACUACUUUCUGUUUUUUUACUACAGAGACAAAGGAAUCUGGAUAAAAUGAAUGUGUAGUUACUGCUGAUUCAGCCAGACAAAUCUUAAUUCUAUACCCCCAAAACAGAAAUUCAACCACUCCUACCUUGAAUAAUGUGUCAGUUGUAGACUGGGCUAACCUCUCAAGAGUUGGGGAUAUUUUCCAUUUAGGUUGCUGGCAAUUCAGGUUAUCAAUUUAGAUUCUACCCAGGUAUUGACAUAGUCCCAUGUGGAUCAGUGCAAUCUAAGUUUGGAACUGGCGGUCUUGAGUUUAAAUGGAAUGGACCCCCCUUGUUACUUGAACAGAGUGUGGAAUUGUAAAUCAUUAGUUUGCUUUUCCAGGCAUAAUAUAAAUUGAUUUAUUAAAAUCAAGGUUGAUGAAACAACAGGACAUCGAUUAAUGUGCUACAUUUAUGUGCACUUUUGCUUUAUAUGGAGCAAAGCAAUGUUCUGAGGGAUAUGGCAGGGUGUGUUUAAAUACCAUGUCUCCUGUUCAGCCAUUAUAAGUAUGUGCCAGAAUGUAAACAAAUUAAAAUGAUGGUGUCUAAGGUACCUUUUGCUGCUUACCUUAACUGUUUUUUUUUUGUUUUUUUCCGCAUACAGUACAGAUGUUUUUCAUGUAUUCUCUUACUGCAUAACUACAAUAGUUUAUCCUGGCCCAAGAUAACGGCAGGGAUAUUGGGAGCUCCCUUGCUCCCAGUAGCUGGGGGGAGGGGCUACAUUAGGAUAUGCUGAUUGUGGUGACAAAACAGAAGAUUUGAAGAAUUAGAAAGUACAUGAGUAUAAUGUUUCAGUUCUGUUGGACUAGUGGAAAGGAUUUUUGUCAGUAUUUGAAAUAAACUUUUACAUAUGAA